UGCGGUGGAAAAGCGGCAUAUGUGGCUAGACGGCUAAAUGUAUCUCUUUCACCUGCUUGUCAUUGAAAUAUCGCAGAUUUUAUUGUAGAUACCGCAAGUUCAAUAUAUAUUGAACAUGCGGAACCGUCGGGCCGUUGUUGGCCAUACACGCUAGCAUUCUGCUAAUGAAUGCUGAUUGGUCAUGGAUGGACUUGUGACUGAUUACGACCAAAGACCCCCUAGAUGGAUGGAUGGACUAGCGACUUCCAGCUAGUGACUUCCAGCUAGUGAUUAGCGACUUCCAGCUAGUGACUUGUGACUUCCAGCUAGUGGCUAGUGAGUUCCAGCUAGUGGCUAGUGACUUUAAGCUAGUAGCUAGUGACUUCCAGCUAGUUGUAAGUGAGUUCCAGCUAGUGACUUGUGACUUCCAACUUGUGGCUAGUGACUUUCAGCUAGUGGCUAGUGAGUUCCAACUAAUGGCUAGUGACUUCCAACUAGUGCCUAAUGACUUCCAACUAAUGGCUAAUGACUUCCAACUAGUGCCUAGUGACUUCCAACUAGUGGCUAGUGACUUCCAGCUAGUGGCUAGUGACUUCCCAAAUGUUCCCCGGAUUCUUGAAGGCCUCCUUGAGCAAGAUGCUCAAACCCCUUCCCGCUCCUUAAGGACCUGGAUCUCCAACGUGGGGUGGAGAUCGCUCACCAAACGCUCACGCUCACUAACCCCUCAGCACGCGCUCCAGCCGCUCAGCCGGCCCUCGGCAGCAAGCGAGACGUGAUAAAGACUCAGCGAUAGCCAUCUGGGGUGUCAUGUAACACGCCACCCAAUGGGACGGCAGAACCACUUUACUCUCGCUCGGUCGCAUCCGAUACGGAUCUCUGGGCUUGUGUUGUGUUUGUAGUGGGUUGGGGGAGGUGGCGUGGGUACUCUGUUAACAGGAAGCUUUCUGGAGAUGUGUCAGUGAAUUAUUCAUACCGCUGUUUGCAGAUUGAACCUUGGAGAUAUAAAUAUCUUGUCUUGCUCUCUUUUUAGCAUUAAGGAGCUGAUAUUGUUAUUAAAGCAUAUGUAACAUAUAUUUCUAAAGUUUUUGGUAGCCUACAUAUUAGAGUAUCAUAUAGGCUAGUACAUGGGUAUAGCAGUUGUGACAACAUUUAUCAUUAAUAAUUCUUUCCUUGGAUUAAUAACACCAUCUCAAUGAACCUGUUCCAGGCCUAGUUCUGCUCUGACAUGCGGUCUGUGUUGCAUUGCCUACAUUGCAGGCAUUAAAUGUGUGCAGUGUGAUUAAGAGGCGCAGACACAAAAUGUCAGUGAACAAUGGCUACAAGUCAUACCCAUUAAUUCAUUACACCUCCCCCCUCCCACAAUUCCUCCAGUUUCUGCUGCCAUAUGGCCGGCAGAUACUUUGAAUUCCUGCUGCUGCCUUGUCCGUUCCCGGUGAAGCAGCCAUUCUACGGUGAACAAUGAUGAGCAGGCUCCUGGUUAAAGGGCGUGGCCUCAAGGCUGCCGGAAACCUUGCGGUCGUCCAUCAGGUCCCGGUCAGGGCUGCACCGGCACUGAGACCGCCCCACAAACUCCCCGGACACGACAACGCUGCCGCUUUGAUCCGCCGUCUCCCUACGACGCCCGCCUUAGAACGACGACCGGCAGGCGGUCCAGGUGACCACCGGACCACGAACCAACCGAAACCUGCCAGGAAUGCGCAGGGCUGAGAGUAACCUGGCAACCUAAAUUAAACCCCGGAAAGAAAGAAAACGGUCGCACGCAAACAAACACGCCCUACACACACACUUUGUAUGCAUCGAUCCGACGCGCAGCAAGGACAAUGUGCAACAUCUCGUUCUGUGAAGUGGACAGCAAGGUGGACCAGUACUUCCAGCCCACCCUCUACAUCAUCGUCAUCGUCCUGGGCCUCCCCACCAACUGUAUGGCCCUGUGGGCCGCGUACAUGCAGGUGCGGCAGCGCAACGAGCUGGGCAUCUACCUGAUCAACCUGUCGGUGGCCGACCUGCUGUACAUCGCCACGCUGCCGCUGUGGAUCGACUACUUCCUGCAGCACGACCACUGGAUCCACGGCGAGGAGAGCUGCAAGCUGUUCGGCUUCAUCUUCUACACCAACAUCUACGUCAGCAUCGCCUUCCUGUGCUGCAUCUCGCUGGACCGCUACCUGGCCGUGGCCUACCCCAUGCGCUUCGCCAAGGUCCGCCGGAUCAAAACAGCCAUCCUGGUGAGCGCGCUGGUCUGGAUCUGCGAGAUCGUGGCCAACUCGGCGCCGCUCUUCCACAACGAGCUGUUCCAGGACCGCUUCAACCACACCUUCUGCUUCGAGAAGUACCCCAUGCAGGAGUGGGUGGCGGGCAUGAACCUCUACCGCACCUUCCUGGGCUUCCUGGCGCCCUGGACGGCCAUGCUGGUGGCGUACCGGGGCAUCCUGGUGGCGGUGCGCUGCAACGUGUCCACCGAGCGCGAGGAGAAGGCCAAGAUCCAGCGGCUGGCGCUCAGCCUCAUCCUCAUCGUGCUCUUCUGCUUCGGGCCGUACCACGUGCUGCUGCUGUGGCGCAGCGUGCUCUUCCUCAACAAGCCGUGCGACUGCGGCAACGAGGAGAGCAUGUUCGCCGCCUACCACGUGUCGCUGGCGCUCACCAGCCUCAACUGCGUGGCCGACCCCAUCCUGUACUGCUUCGUCAACGAGGGGGCGCGGCACGACGUGGGCCGGGCGCUGACCUCGCUGAUGGACGCCGUGUGCCGCCGCGGCCGCCGCAAGGGCUCCGGCACGCCAUCGCACGCCGACGCCGACGCCGACUUCCUCAACGCGGCCAACUCCGUCUCGGUGGAGACGCCGCUGUCGGCCAAGAAGCAGCCGUGCGUGUACGCCGACGGCACCAAGGCCGGCGGCUACAAGACGGAGCUGGUGGCGCUGAAGGAGGAGUGUCUGCAGAUGACCAUCCUCAGCGGGAGGAAGUAACCGCCGUGGGCCUUGUUCAGCUGGCCGCCAUCUUGGCGAUAAACGCUAGCUGGGCAAGCUAGCUGAAAAGCUAGCUUGCCCAGCUAGCGAUUAUCACCAAGAUGGCCGCUAGGUGAAUGAGGCCCUUUGACCACACACUAAAAACAAACUUGGGGUAGGGGGAGGGGGACUGCUGCGACGCAACAGCCCAGAGGUGGUGGUGGUGGUGGUGGUGGUGGUGAUGGUGGUGGUGGUGGUGGUGGCGGUGGUUACAGGGCUGAUAGGAUUCUUCAGUCUGCGGGGGCGGCGACCGCGAGCCGAGAACACGAGUCCCCCUUCCCUUCCGUGGUGCCGCCCCGCCCAUGAGGCAAAGGGAGUCGAACGAGGAACUGUUUGUGCCACAAUUUGCGCAAUGGCAAACAGUUGGAACCUUUUUUUGCAAAAAACCCGUCGGUGCCAUGACGAUUGAAUUGUCAAGAACUGUUGAUGACGUGCGACAGCGCGCCGCCAUUUGAAGACAUUGUGAGUGUUGCUCACCGUGUAUGAAGGAAUAGGAAAUGAUAGAACUUUAAAGAAACCUCGCCCGGGCACGGUAAGAGUGAGGGGGACUGGGAGGUGUACCGUCCAUUCACGGAGAGGAGGAAGUGACUCUGAGCUAAAGGAACACUGUAUUGGUCGCUGUACAGGAAGUAUGGUCCCAAAUCAUUCACAAUGCUAAUUUAAAAUGUCUCAACUGUUUCCAUUUCAACAGUUUGUCAGGAAGCCAAAAGUCCUUCGGAAGUACCUCAGCUGAUAUAACAUGUAUUUAUGUUAUGUUUGUGAGUCACAGACCCUCAUUGCUACCACAGCAACAACAACAACAACCCAAAGGUCAAAGGUCAGGGCUGAGUCAGACAUGUGUGUUUGGGGGGGGGGGGGGGGGGGGGGGGGGUGGGGAGGGGGGCGUAGAGGACACGCAACCAGGACAUGAUGUUUCUACUUUAGGGUUCAUUGUAAAAGUCUAAACACUUUAAAAAACUGCCAUGGAUGAAGUAUCUCGUGCAAGAUCUGUGUGAAGCACAGAAAUAAUCCUGUGUUAUAAAGUCCAAAUUGAUGACUUCUCAUCUGGGAUGUGCCUCUCUGGCCAAGUGUAAACAGCUAUGGCCAGGAUGGCUGUGUCCCCUCAGUUUAAUGCUGUGAAUGUGUUUGGCAGAUCAGUUAAUUUAUUACUGGAAAGAACCUCUUCCCUGUAUGUUUGUUGCUAGGCAAAGAUAUUUUAAAAAACAUUUGGUAAUGAACUUUGGUGACGAGAAAACGUUUCAAUAAAUAGAAGGGUGUAAUUACCAGUUUAAGCCUGUAAAUAACUGACGGUAUUUGAGAGGGAGAAGAAAUGUCAAUGACUCGGGCUAGUAUGCCACUUUUCCUUAGUACACAGACACUUUCUAUUAUCAUAAAGAUUUGUCCCAUAGCAUAAAACACAAACUGCACAAGCCAACGUCUUGCCAUUCAUCUGACCUGGGCCAACAAACAAUACAAGGAAUCAUCUGACUUUGAAUAAAAGGAUUAAGAGAGACUAAUACAGUGUCUCCUGUGCACUUACACGUUUUGGCAACAGUAGGUUGCAGCACCAUUGUGGCCUUGUUACGACCAAUUACUAUUCCAUUUAAUAAUAGGUGUUAAUUUACUCCCUAAUUAUGUAUCAGACUCUGUUUGCUCUGUCUAUCGCCAACAAGGAAACAGAAGAGGCCUCAUUGUUUACACAUUGUCGCCCAACCUGAAAUGUGUUUGUAUGUGUGUGUGUGUAAACACGGAAGCAGCACACUCGACUUCACAAUGGUAAACAGAACAGACUCCCCUGAAUUUGGACACACUAUUGGCCAGGUCAUGGCGACUUCAUUCAUCAAAUAUAACCAGUUGGACACCAGGGAACAUUGUAAUCCAAAACCAUACCCAAAACACUGUCCCAAUAUACGAUUUCACAAACAACUGACACCAACAGAUGGCGCUGUUGCCAAAUUUCGAUUUUUUUUUUUUGGGGUAAGAUUGCUCUUCAAAAAACCCUUUUCUUCUAAAUCUCUCUCAUGUUCUCAAGAAUGGCCACUGGGGGCAGGUAGUCUCAUAGAUCGGUAGUCUGGUUGUUGUGGUUCUGCUCAUCCUUAGUUGGCGGAACCUGAGGGAUUAAAAGACAAUGUUUCUUAGUUACAACAGACAAACGGUGAAAAUAAUAAAAUAUGUGCAUUAA
Molecule: messenger RNA, 5139 nt
Organism: Gadus macrocephalus (Pacific cod)
Lineage: Eukaryota; Metazoa; Chordata; Actinopteri; Gadiformes; Gadidae
Gene: gpr4
Product: G protein-coupled receptor 4
Exons: 5
Coding region: 1800-2939 (379 amino acids)
Biological process (GO): G protein-coupled receptor signaling pathway
Cellular component (GO): membrane
Molecular function (GO): G protein-coupled receptor activity
Source: RefSeq, a predicted model, not a curated record